Molecule: messenger RNA, 129 nt
Organism: Gongylonema pulchrum
Lineage: Eukaryota; Metazoa; Nematoda; Chromadorea; Rhabditida; Gongylonematidae
Source: the annotation of a GenBank genome assembly
AUGAGUCUGCCAGUGUCUGUAUUAUCAACCAUCGACCAAACCAUUCCGUCACAGCAGCCUCCACGGUUCGAUGAUUUGACAGACGCUCACCACGAUCCGCAGUACUGGCGCACCAAUUUUUCUUCGUGA